AUGAGCGUCAAUGUAAACAACAUCAUCGAGAACAUUACAAAUACAUCGAUUGUUGGCAAAGCAACGGUUGAUAAUGAUACUCCUACACCAGGCUAUUUAUACCUAGAUCUACAAAAUGAAACAUUAAAGAGUAUAGAUCAAUCACAAUACAUUCUAAAGAAACUACUAUCAAGACUAAAGAAAGAUUCACCAAAUAUUAAACUCAAAGUAUUAAAAGCUAUUAAACAUUUGAUACUCAAAGGUCAUGUAUCAUUUAGACAAGAUUUGGUUACUUGUUCUGACCAAAUUCAACAUUGUACAAAUUUUAGAGGAGCACAAGAUCAAUUCAAAGGAGAUACUCUUUAUCAAUCAAUUAGAAGAGAAUCAAAUGAAAUAUUGAAUCUAUUGUACCAAUACAAUAACUCAAAUUCAAGUUAUUCAUCACUAUCUCAAAACAACACUACUACUGGUGAUGAUGAACAACAAUCAACGUCGAUGAUUAGAAUGGAGAGUAGAAGUGGUGGUAGUGGUAAUGGCGGUGGUGCAACUAGUCAAAGAGUACAUCAUUCACAUCAUAGUAGUAUUGGAUUUGGUGGUAAUGGAAGCAUGACAAAUGCACCUGCCCCUCCACCAACUAAAAUUGAUAAGAUUGCAAACAUCACAACCAAGAUUGCAGCAUCUUUUCAAGACCAUCAUCAACAUCAUCCUAAAAAGGUGGUCUUGUCUAACUUUGGUUCACCAAUGUUGUCUGACAUUUCAGUUUCAAUCCCAUCUGUUCCAGUUCGUGAUGGUUCACAUUUAAUGGUAUCAACUCAAGACAAUAAUAAUAAUAAUAACAAUGGAAACAAUAAUAGUCUGGCACUUACAGGAUUACCAACAUUUGAUAAUGGUGAUACCGCCGUAGCAACAGCAGAAGAUGAUUUCGAUCAAUUAUAUCAAGAUUUUGGAGAAUUUAAAUUUAUUUCAAAUACUCUUGGUGAUUCACAAUCUGUUAGUUUAUCGACAACAUCGAUUGCAAAGUUUCUAAGAUACGUUCAACAACCAAAUAUCAAUAUGGAUUUGAUUCUUCAACUUUUAUACAAUCGAUUAAAACACAAACAUUGGCAAAUGAAAUUAAAAUCAUUGAAUUUAAUAGAAUCUCUUAUUGAAAAUGUUGCCACUAUUGCCAUUCCAUUCUAUCAACAAUACAACAACAAUAUAAAGACACUGGUAGAUUCAUUACAGAUAAAGAUUAGAGAAAAAUCUAAAAAUAUAUUAAAGUUGUUGGGAAUUGAAAUACCAAAACCAAUCGAACAACAACAACAACCACAACAACAGCAACAACAAUCACAUAGUGUUACAAAUGAUAAUACAAACCAAAAUAAUACGACUAAUAAUAAUAACAAGCUUGUUGACGAUUCAUAUAGAGAUAUAUUCAAUUUAGGGAAUGAAGAAAAUAAUAAUAAUAAUAAUAAUAAUAAUAAUAAUAAUAAUAAUAAUAAUAAUAAUAAUAAUAACAGUAAUAGUAAAAACAAACCAAAUGGUAAUAUGUUUGGAGGAUUAUCAGUAAAUACAAAGAGUAAUAAUAAUAACAAUAAUAAUAACGAUAUUUUAAUGGAUUUGAGUAAUAAUAGCAACAAGAAUAAUAAUAGCAAUCAAAGUAGAGAUUUAAUUGAUGAUUUAUUUAAUAUUUCACCUGUAAAUACCAGUCCAACCAUUACUUCAAGCAAUAAAAAUAGUAAUAAUAAUAAUAACAGUAAUAGUAAAAACAAUUAUAAUAAUAGUAAUACAAUGGAAUUUGAUCCAAUUUUUGGUAAAUCAUCAUCGAGGCAAACAACGACAUCAACAUCUAAUGGUAAUCUAUUGGAUUAUGAUCUUUUAACAGCAAACACUGCUGGAAUGACAUCCACCGAGGCAUUAUAUGGUUUAGAAUCCCUACAACUUUCCCCUUUACUCCAAUCUUCAUCAUCAUCAUCAUCAUUACCGACCACUGCCACUACAGCUACAGCCGCCACACAAGCGACCAAACAAAGUGUAGGAGCAGGGACAUCUAUAUCACCCACCACCAACAACACAAAAGUACAUCAACAACCAAAACCUACACCAUUGGAUCCAUUUGGGAAUCUAAAACAUUUCAUUCCCAACACCACCUCUUCAUCUACCACCACCUCUAAUAAAUAG
Molecule: messenger RNA, 2139 nt
Organism: Cavenderia fasciculata
Lineage: Eukaryota; Evosea; Eumycetozoa; Acytosteliales; Cavenderiaceae
Exons: 4
Coding region: 1-2139 (712 amino acids)
Cellular component (GO): trans-Golgi network membrane
Source: RefSeq, a predicted model, not a curated record